Messenger RNA from Hypanus sabinus (Atlantic stingray), 4066 nucleotides. Its product is annotated as zinc finger protein 229-like. The transcript is spliced from 3 exons. The record is from RefSeq and is a predicted model, not a curated record. NCBI's taxonomy places the organism in Eukaryota, Metazoa, Chordata, Chondrichthyes, Myliobatiformes, Dasyatidae. The coding region runs from base 2334 to 3707 and encodes 457 amino acids.
AUUUUUUUUUCUCUGAACGACUAACGUUUUCUUUGUUUCGUGGUUCUCGGAAAAGGAAAAAAACUCAGUGUUAUUUAUGAAUUCCUGCUUUGAUAAUAAAUUAAUCUUUCAACCAUCCACUCCGAGCGGGACUUCCCGGUGUCCAAACAUUUCAAUUCCGAUUUCCAUUCCCGUUCCGACGUGUCAUCCCAUCCCUUGCCAAGAUGAGGCCACCCUCAGGGUGCGGGAUCAGCAACUUGUAUUCCGUCUGGGUGCCCCCACCCACCCUGAUGGCAUGGAUAUCGAUUUCCCCUUCCGGUGAACAAAUUUACCUCAUACCCCUCCGUCCCACUCCCUCUCAUCCCCUCUGUCUUUGUACGUCCUCUCACCUGCUUAUCACUUCACUCUGGGUCCACUGCUCCAUCCCUUUCUCAAUAUAUUGAAGUGUACCUGUGAGUGUCGAUACUCAAAAUAUCCUCACACGUCUGGUGUUACAUGGUUCGACCUUCAUACAUCCAGUUUAGUGUUUAAAUAUAUAAAAAGUUAAAGAAGCUAGAAUCUUUACAUAAAUUAUUAUCGCAACGAUACGUAUAUAAAAUAUUGUAUUUUGGAAGUGACAAAUGUUAACGGGUGGAGAGCAACCAUUUAGGAGGUUUGGAAAUGCAUUUCAUCUAGUUCAUUUCCUCACUAAAUUACUCUUUUUUCCUAUCAACACAAAGAGAAAAAGAGCUUCUUUUCAAUCAACUACAGUUGGUGGAGCGAGGCCAAGGAGUUGAUCAGCUACUAAUCAUAUGAAAUGACGUAAAACUAGCUUGUAACCUAGAAUUUUUUUUUUCCAUUUGGCUUCCAAAACAAAAUUAAAUUUAUCCAGGUGUAGAAGGGGAUUUUGGAUGAUUAGCUUGUGUAUCUGAUCAAAAUCAGGCCGAAGAUGAGCGAGAGUGAAUAUUUCUUUCAUUAUUUUCGACUCUUAAACAUGGGUUUCGAUGUUCAUUCCUUGCUUAAUAUAGCUCCUUCCUGGAAUCCAAUGGUAUCCAUGGGAAAGAGCGGAUGAAUGCUUGCAUUUGUGUCCAGCUAUUUCCCAGCUUCCUAGGACAACGGGUUGAGCGAGAAGGAAUGUCACAAAUACCUAAAUAAAAAACAGUCACAGCUCCAGGAUUUCACCAAAAACGAUCAAAUAUCCUAAUGUUAUUAGUGGUAUUUUUCCCCACUAGCCAACACCCCCUCAUCCCAACCCCCGCUUCCGUAAAAUUCCCUCUAUUUAAUAUCCAGGCUUGCUAAAGUCCGCGCUUGUUUAUUUUGACUGUUUCUCAGAGGUGUCGGAGCGGCUCUCCGGCUCCGCUCUGGUAGCACUGCAGCCCUGAAUGUAUGAGACAGUACAUUGUUAAAUGCAAAACCCUGAACAAUUUCGAUGAUCAGAAGGAUCUUAGACUCCAGGUUCAUCGCUCCCUGAAAGAGACUGCACAGAUUGAUCGGGUGGUUAAGAAGGCAAAUGGCAAGGUUGUCUUUAUUAGUUGAAGCACUGAGUUCAAAACUCAUGAAGUUAUGUUGCAGAUUUGUAAAACUUGUCAGCCCACAUCUGGAGUGUUUCAUACAGUUCUGGUCGCCCCCAUUGUCGGAAGGAUGUCGAAGCCUUGGAGAGGGCGCAGAAGAGGUUUACCAGGACCCUGCCUGGAUUAGAGGGCAUGAGCUAUAACGAGAGUUUGGACAAACUUGUGUUGUUUUCUCCAGAGCGGCGCAGGCUGGGGUGAGACUGGAUGGACGUUUAUCAGAUUACGAGAGGAAUGGAUAGAGUGGACAGAGGUUAGACUUGCAGUGAGAGAUUUAUUGGAAGAAAAACCACGACUGAAGAUGAGGGAACAGCAACAAGUGAACCAGCCCGAGGAUUGAGAGCAUCAACUAGAGAGAACCCAUCUGACUCGGAGAUUCCACUGAUUCAGUCAGGAGAAAGUUUGAUUACAAAUGACGAGGAAUUUGCGGGAAUCGUGAACACAACACACUAGUUUUGUUGUCGCUGUCCAGAUAUUUAAGAAGUGGAACAAGGGAUUCACUCGAUCAUCUUUCCUGCUCAGACAGUGGGGAGGGAUUCAGUUGAUCAUCUGUGUGACUGGCAUACCCGUCAUCUUACACAGUCGGGACCCGAUCAUCUGCUCAGACGGUGGGAAUGGAUUCAAUCGGAUAUUUCAACUGAAGGUACAUCAGCAAGUUCCCACUGGUCAAAGCCAUUCACCGGUUCUGUGUGCGAGAAGGAUUUCAGUCGGUCAUCCCACCUGUGGACACACAAGUCAGUUCACAAUAGGCAGAGGCUGGUCAUCUGCUGAAUUUGUGGGGAAGGAUUCACUCGGUCAUCUGAUCUAAUGGCUCACCAGCGAGUUCGUACAGAAGAGCGGCCGAUCACCUGUUCAGACUGUGGGACGGGAUUCACUCGGUCAUCUAAACUAAAGGUACAUCAGCGAGUUCACACUGGGGAGAGGCCUUUCACCUGCUCAGACUGCGGGAAAGGAUUCACUCAGUCAUGGACCCUAGUUGCACACCAGCGAGUUCACACUGGUGAGAGGCCGUUCAACUGCUCAGACUGCGGGAAGGGAUUCAUUUACCCAUCCCAACUGAGGGAGCAUCACCGAGUUCACACUGGGGAGAGGCCGUUCACCUGCUCAGUUUGUGGGAAGGGAUUUACUUGGUCAUCUCAACUGAAGGAACAUCAGAGUGUUCACACUGGAGAGAGGGCAUUCACUUGCUCAGACUGUGGGAAGGGAUUCACUCAGUCAUCUAAACUGAAGGAACAUCAAAGAGCUCACACUGGAGAGAGGCCAUUCACCUGCUCAGACUGUGGGAAAGGAUUCACUCAGUCAUCUGAUCUUAAGGUACAUCAGCGUGUUCACACUGGGGAGAGGCCAUUCACCUGCUCAGACUGUGGGAAGGGAUUCACUUUAUCAUCUCAACUGAAGCUACAUCGGCGAGUUCACACUGGGGAGAGACCGUCCACCUGCUCAGACUGUGGGAAGGGAUUCACACGGUCAUCCGACUUACUGGUACACAAGUCAGUUCACAUUGGGAAGAGCCCGUUCACCUGUUCAGACUGUGGGAAGGAAUUCACUCGGUCAUCUAAACUGAAGGUACAUAAGCGAGUUCACACUGGAGAGAGACCGUACAUCUGCUCAGUGUGUGGGAAAGGAUUCACUCUGUCAUCCAACCUAAUGGCACACCAGCGAGUUCACACUGGGGAGAGGCCGUUCACCUGCUCGGACUGUGGGAAGGGAUUCACUUGCUCAUCUAAUCUGAAGGUACAUCAGCGAGUUCACACUGGAGAGAGGCCAUUCUCCUGCUCAGACUGUGGGAAGGGAUUCACUCAGUCAUCUCAACUGAAGGAACAUCAGAGUGUUCACACUGGAGAGAGGGCAUUCACCAGUUCAGACUGUGGGAAGGGGUUUACUCGGUCAUCCCCCCUACUGGUACACAGGUCAGUUCACACCAGGGAGAGGCCGUUCACCUGCUCCGUGUGCGGGAAGGGAUUCACUUGGUCAUCUCAACUGAAGGAACAUCAGAGAGUUCACACCGGGGAGAGGCUGUUCACCUGCUCAGAACAUGGGAAGGGAUUCAGUCGGUCAUACGACCUUCUGGCACACAAACGAGAUCACACUGGGGAGCGGCCGUUCACCUGCUCAGACUGUGGGAAGGGAUUUACUUGGUCAUCUCAACUACAGAGACACCAGCGAAUUCACACUAAGUAGAGGCUGAUCACCUGCUCAGACUUUGGGAAGAGAUUCUCUCAGCUCGAUCAACUAAAUGUUCAUCAUUGUGUUCACAUUGGGGAGAGGCUGUUCUCCUGCUGUGAAUGUGGGAAGCGAUUCACUAAGUCAUCUAACCUUAUGCAUACAUCGCUUCGGCUAGCAACUUAAUACAGGGGGUCAUAGCCCCCCCCCCAGCCUAGAAAAGAAAUCUCAUUUGGGUGGAUGCUGCGAGAUGUGCCCCCUGUUAUACAUCAGUACUGUACCCCGAAAUAACAAAUGGUACACAAUAUGUGAUUAAGCAAUUGAGCUUUAUAAUUCUUACUUUGACUGAGGCAAUGAUGUACAGUAUAUCAGUAAAG